GCAGAUAACUAAGCUUUAUAUCUAUAUUGAUCUAUUGCACAAUUCUGUCUGAAGUGUUUUUCUGAGUUAGGAGGAUAUGUUAUUUUAAUAAAAUGCACAAUAGUUUUACUGAUUGUAACUCGAUUCGUAGUGUUUAUGCGUGGAAAUUAAAUGGGAAGAAACUAAUUAAAGCUGGGAAAAUCGUUAACAAAAUUCUCCAAACAUAGUGUACAGUAUGGACUUCAAACAAACAUUGACUAUGAGUGUCAACGGAUCAGGAGAGAUCCCGUCAGAACAGAUUGUUGGCAACAUGACAGUAAGGAAUGCCACUGAAAUAGCAUUGCCGGUUUUCGAUGAAAUAACCCUUGUUAAUCUUCUUGUCAGGGGCACAUUGUUCUUCUUGUCAUUGUUUGGAAACAUAUCAACACUUGCGCAGAUGUACCGAAUGCGUCGACGUAAAUCAACGAUAAACACUUUGAUAAUCAACCUUGCGACGGCGGAUCUGUUAGUGACCUUUUUCUGCAUGGGCGCCGAAGCAAUUUGGGCAGCCACGGUGCAGUGGUAUGCCGGAGAUUUCAUGUGUAAAAUAGUGAAGUUUAUGCAGAUAUUUGCUAUUAAUUUAUCGACCUAUAUAACAGUUGUGAUUAGCCUGGACAGGUGCUUUGUGAUCAUGGAUCCUAUUAGCCGACAUAAAGCACCCAGACGUGUCAAAAUCAUGAUUAUAGUUUCCUGGGGUCUGUGCGCGGUGUUCAGCAUACCUCAGAUUCUGAUAUUCAAAACAGCCAAAGGCCCGUUCCGCGAAGUCUUCGUGCAAUGCAUGGACCUCGGGUACAGUCAAGUGCCGUGGGGAAAGCGGGCGUACAGCAUCGUGUCCCUUCUCUUCAGUUUCAUAUUUCCUUUGCUCAUCAUGGGCGUUGCUUAUGGGCUCAUAUCGGGAACUAUCACAAGAAAAUCGAAAGAUUUUAGAGAUCCUGAGGAAAGUUCGGGAUCAUCUGAGUACGGACAGAGUCGUGGACAGGUCCGGAACCAUUUGUUUCGGAAAGCCAAGCGAAAGGCGCUUCGGAUGUCAAUCGUGAUUGUAGCAGCAUUCAUCAUUUGUUGGUCGCCGUAUUACUUUGUGUUCAUGUACAUAACAUUCCUCGAUCUGCGGGAAAUACCACGGGAAACGCUCAUGCCUCUCACAUUCAUUGGGCUGUCUAACAGUUUGAUUAAUCCCAUGAUCUAUGGGGCUUUCCAACUUUGCAAGGUGCAUAAACCAAGUUUCUUGAAAAGAAAAGAAUGGAGAAGCUACUCACUCCGUACCAAACACGGCGUGCGGAAUGUAAUGGAGCCAAACCAAUACGUGGUUGUCAAGCACAAAAACAUUGUACUACUCUGUCACGGCCAAGACGAACUACCAAAUGGGACGAAGGAUUUGAAGGACAAAAAGAAACAGCCUUGCGUUAUAGUCCUGUAUAAAGUGAAUUCCAGCAAAGAAAAUGUCAACAUUUUAGACUCAACAUCAAGUGAAAUACACAGUUCUUAUCCGGAACGGAACGAGUCAAGAUGAAACAAAUUCUAGUUGUGCUUUCAAAGUCUCAUGAGGUCCUUUUCUCGUUUGAAGGUAUAAACAGCAGAUAUUGUCGUUACAUAACGAUUGAGUUGGUCAAUUUUUAUAUAUCGGGUUGUCAACGAAUACCCGUAAAACGUUUCGUAUGCAUGUUGUAUAUCUGUUGUGGAACCAUUCUUUCAGCUUACACCUUGCGUUCACAGAUUCUUUAAAAUGAAAGGACAAUGGACGCUAAGGCUCGUGUGUUGCCUGACAAAAGCGAUAUAUUUUAAAUUUAAUUAAUGAGUUCAUUCAAAUCAAAUGGCAAGAAUUUUACGUCGACAUAGUAAUUGAAUUGUACCUUGAAUUGAUGACGUUUUGGGUACAUAAUUUGCUCAAAGUUGUUAAGUAAAAAAUGAAAUUAUAUUGUAUUUUGUUAAAACUUGU
Molecule: messenger RNA, 1954 nt
Organism: Dreissena polymorpha
Lineage: Eukaryota; Metazoa; Mollusca; Bivalvia; Myida; Dreissenidae
Product: gonadotropin-releasing hormone receptor-like
Exons: 4
Coding region: 215-1528 (437 amino acids)
Biological process (GO): G protein-coupled receptor signaling pathway
Cellular component (GO): membrane
Molecular function (GO): peptide binding; G protein-coupled receptor activity
Source: RefSeq, a predicted model, not a curated record